This is a messenger RNA of Mercenaria mercenaria, 682 nucleotides long. RefSeq lists its product as uncharacterized. Lineage: Eukaryota; Metazoa; Mollusca; Bivalvia; Venerida; Veneridae. The transcript has 8 exons. The coding region runs from base 332 to 682 and encodes 116 amino acids. The record is from RefSeq and is a predicted model, not a curated record.
AGUGUUUAAGCGAUUCUUUUUUCUAUAAAAGCUUUGCUUCGUGAAUUCUAUUUUAAUAUACAGAUUUCCAUACAGGGAAGCAUAAAGUAUUCACUGAAAGUGUACAAGAUUCAACAGGCCUACAGAGUCAUGAAACGCAGCUCAGAAACACGUGAAGCACACUUAUAAACUAAAUAACAAGAUACAAAGAAGAUCAACUUUACACAGCGCGAAAGAGAAACAGUUCGGGGAUAAUAUCUGUACCUUAGAACAUUUGGGCAACUGCAAAAGUCCAGCUGAUAGAAGAUAGGGAAUACAUACCCGAAGUCUUAACAUAUUGUAGGAACAAACUAUGGAAAAAAUGGAACCGAGAAUGAAAUCACCUGCAGUUGCAGCCGAAACUACAGCUACUGUGCCGAGAGUUGUACCAAAGGAGCUUAUUUCUACAAGAAAACAGGAAUUAAAAAGUGCUGGCGGAGCAGAAGACGAAGAUGGCUCGGUUCGGAAGUGCAUAAAUCCGAAAUAUGCAUCUUCAGCAAACGAUACAAAACUGAAUUUGGACACAAAACAGAUCCAUAAAGAUGAGAUACAGAAUCAGGACAAAGGAUUAUACAACUUGGGCGGAUCUGAUGGCGAAGACGCUACAGGUAAUAUUUUGAUAUUUUCCUCAGAAGAGCAAUAUCAGAAAAUUAAACUUACCUGA